CGAUUUGACAUCACUUGCAGUUUGCAAAGUAACUGGACAUAAUCCUAAAGCAUUCAACAUGAUGAAGAGCCUUCUGAUUGCCUGCUUGGCCAUUGCUUUGGCCUCUGCUGCUCCUCAUAGCUCCCAGCUGGAUGGUCGCAUUGUGGGCGGAUUGGAUGCCGUUGAAGGACAAUUCCCCCAUCAGGUGUCGUUGCGUCAGCUUACCUCGCACAUCUGCGGCGGCAGCAUCAUUGCACCCCAGAUCAUUCUUACUGCAGCUCAUUGCGUCACCAGCGAAGCUUCCGACGGCUCACUGAAGGUUACAUCGGCUAAGCAGCUGAGCAUUCGUGCCGGAACCGUGGAUCGCAGCAGCGGCGGCGUUGUCGUUAACGUGGCCAAGGUCAUUGUCCAUGAGAGCUAUGGGAACUUCUUGAACGAUGUCGCACUCCUGGUGCUCGACCAGCCCCUCACCUACUCCGCCGUGAUCAAGGCCAUUCCUCUGGCCAGCGUUGAUACCGCAGUUGGCAGCGAGGUUGUCAUCUCUGGCUGGGGUCGUCUCACCACUGGCGGAGCCUCGCCCCGCCUGCUGCAGUACAACACGCUUAGCUCGCUGUCGAAGAAUCAGUGCAUCAGCUCCACCUUCAUGUUCACCAGUAGUUUGAUCUGUUUGGCCCACACCGCCGGCAAUGGUGCUUGCAACGGCGACUCUGGUGGCCCGGCUAUCCAGAAUGGUCAACUCGUUGGCAUUGCUGGCUUUGUGAUUGGCGGCUGUGGCUCCACAAAUCCCGAUGGCUAUGCCAAGGUCUUCUAUCAUCGCGAUUGGAUUGUCAAGAAUGCCAAUUUGUAAGAUGGCUGCUAUCAACUAUUAAAAUAUCA
Drosophila nasuta is the source of this 855-nucleotide messenger RNA. Its product is annotated as serine protease SP24D-like. Gene Ontology annotation, biological process: proteolysis. Lineage: Eukaryota; Metazoa; Arthropoda; Insecta; Diptera; Drosophilidae. Gene Ontology annotation, molecular function: serine-type endopeptidase activity. The coding region runs from base 59 to 826 and encodes 255 amino acids. The record is from RefSeq and is a predicted model, not a curated record. The transcript has 2 exons.